Molecule: messenger RNA, 1578 nt
Organism: Styela clava
Lineage: Eukaryota; Metazoa; Chordata; Ascidiacea; Stolidobranchia; Styelidae
Source: RefSeq, a predicted model, not a curated record
UAUGGUAAUGCAUAGAAUUUUUUUUGGUCAAAGACCAGCUGAACAUCACCGUAUAUAAUAUAUAAUAUAAACGCAAUUCUGGUUUUCGUACUAGUCACAUGUUGUACGGAAAGUUGCAAUCACGAAAUAUGGGACUGAUAGAAUUGUAGAAAAUUUUGAAUUGAGAAAAAUAAAUAGUUGAACGAAAUAAUGCGAAGUUAUCCAGCUGUGACUUCAGCUUUUGUUGCAUUCGGCUCGGCAGUGGUGUGGCUUUGUGUAGUCUCAGUUGGCGUAUUGGAAAACAGUGGAGGAAGCUGGGCGCAUGAUGUGCGGAAAAUUUUAUUUCGAAACGACAGUCAUAUUCUUAUGGAGAAGUGGGCAAUAGAUAUUACACUUCCGAAGUGGUCACUUUGCGUUUGGGAAUUUAUCUACACGUGGAACACCUUAUGGUCCUUAUACUGUGUCAUAAUCACAUGUCGACCAGUUUCCGAAAAAUCCGAAGAAGACACGACAACGUGUUCGGUCAACGCAUUUCCGCCGAUUUUUCACUGUUUCUGGGCUUUCGCCGGAAUAUCACAUGUGUGCUGGAUGUUUUUCUGGGACAGAGAAAUUAUAGUUGGGAGUGUUUUCUUCCAAGCUUUUGUUGUCAUUGCUUGCAUCGGAUGUUUGUAUGUUUCACAUUCCUCUGUUGACAGAAAUGGUGCUCUCUUGGAAGCAAACCAUCGUUGGGAUUUGUGGGUAUGCCGUACACUAGUGCAAAACGGGAUUACAAUGUUUGGCACAUGGAGUGCCGUAUUAUUUCUCAUCAACACAGCUUCCUUACUGACUUACGAUGGCAGAAUUUCAUCAUAUUUGACAUCAAUCGCAGCAUUGGGAGCCCUUGGGUUUAUAUUGAUUUUCUGGUUCAUUUUAGAUACUUUCAUUCUUGACCGUUGGGUGCGGUAUACAUUUUCCAUUUAUCCAACUAUAUCCUGGGCAAGCGCGGCGAUACUGUUACGACAUUUUCGACCGUGGUCGCACGUUACAAUCAUAACUUUGUCUAUCCUUUGCGCUGCCUUUUUCAUUCUUGUGCUAAGACUUCCAUUGGUGGUGUGGAAAUGCUUUACCUACCCGUUGUACAUAACCCAAACAAUCCCACAAGAGGUCGACUUGGAAGACCAAAGACAAAAGGAUAACGCGAGACAGCAGGUUGUUGCCACUGUCUUAUAGAUUUAUCACUGUGUAUAAAUUAUAGGUAUGCUAUCAUGAUAGUCAAACUCGAAUUCUUUACUCAGCUGUUUUUAUUAUUUUUCAUUUGAUUGUUCGAAUUCUAUUUAUACACGUCAUAUAAUGGACAUCUCCAGUUUUAAAUUUAUGAAUAUUUCUAAAUAAAUCAACUGCCUUUAUUAAAUUGGUAAUUUAUGAUGUCACAUAACACAUAUUGUUGUAAAUUAUUCCUUGGAUCAUUGUAUACGGCUCGUCGUCGCGGAUUAUCAGCGUCAAUAUAUCAAUCCCCAGGAUGGUGUCCGCAAUAAUCGAUUAACUAUUCAGAGAUUGAUUCUUCGCGAAUUACAGAUCAUUUAAGCAUUCGCAUUUGAUAUUGAAUAUCUAUAUAAAUCC